Messenger RNA from Xenopus laevis (African clawed frog), 1667 nucleotides. RefSeq names its product KxDL motif containing 1 S homeolog (gene kxd1.S). Gene Ontology annotation, cellular component: BORC complex. The transcript has 5 exons. NCBI's taxonomy places the organism in Eukaryota, Metazoa, Chordata, Amphibia, Anura, Pipidae. The record is from RefSeq and is a predicted model, not a curated record. Gene Ontology annotation, biological process: lysosome localization. Bases 97 to 684 code for a protein of 195 amino acids.
AGAAGCUUGUUGUAACCAAUGAGGUGGCAGAUUACAUGGCUAACCAGGAAGUGCUGAGAGAUUGCCGGUGACUGCAUGUUGUGUGAAUAGGGGACAAUGAACAAGGAUUUGCAGGAUUCUCAUGAUCCCCAGUCGCUUUCGAUGGCAGAACAGGUGACGGAAGCAACAGCAUCUGGGGUGUUCUGUAGCAGAGUACUCAAUAUGGUGAAUUCAGAGGAUGUUAAUGCUAUCAUUCUAGCUCAGAGACACAUGCUUGAUCGUUUUGAGAAAACCAAUGAAAUGUUGCUCAAUUUCAAUGGUCUCUCAAAUGUUCGAUUGCAACAGAUGAGUGAUCGGUUUGCACAUCACACCAGGACACUGGUGGACAUGAAGAAAGACUUGGACAUCAUCUUUAGAAGAAUCAGGACGUUAAAAGGGAAACUGGCAAAGCAAUAUCCAGAGUCUUUUAACAAUGUUCAUGAAUCUCCCAUCCUAGAAGAUGAUGAUGAUUUUGAUCCAACCCUCAAAAGUGCUGCCACCACAAUUGCGACUUCAGAGCAAAGCACAGGGUCUUGUGACACAAGCCCCUCCAUUAUUUCACCUGCAAUGAGCCAGGACUUUGAGGACUUAUCUCAGGCUCCUUCUGACACUCCAUCUGUCAAUGGGCAGAUACUGACAGACGAAGAGGUGGUCCAUGAGGAUUAGCAGACUAGAGGAUGAAAGCGACACCAAUGUCUAAAUUAUGGUUGUGUGCUUUUCUUCAACCUCCAGCACAAUGCAUUGUCAUCCUUCUGCCACCAAGGAAUUCUUGUUAUGCUGCCUGGAAAUAAGCACCCUGCAUUGUCAAGUAAUCCUAAGAAGCAAAGCUUGGGUCAGUGUUGCGUGAAAGGGUGGUUGAUCCCAGAUGAUUCAUGGCUGAGCUAGCUCUUCCCAGGACUCUUAGCUGUUGCUUUUUGGAAAGCUAUUUCUGCACUCUUGGCUUGCUUUUGGUACCAGUAUUGCAGAUGCUACUUCCCACCUCUCCCUCCUUGUCCUUUUUAAAACACAUGCUUGUACACUGAACCUUUUUUCUUUCUCCUUUUUUGGUCAAUAAUUAUGUUACAUCCUUUUGCUAAUGCACUUUCUUAACUAGUAUUUAUUCUCUAUUUUAUGCCCAUUUCCAUGUUUAUAUUAUUGCAUUCACUUCUUCCCUCGCCUUGUGUUACUUUCCUUUCAUUUCCUAUGACUUUUAAUCUUUUCUGAAUUUUGUCAGAAAGAUCAUAUUUGCCUUUUUUGUUAUUUUGGAUAAAAAUGUGUUAGGUUUCUAAACAUUUAGCAAAAACUACUGCAGGGAAUUUACUUUUUCCCCCCUGAACAGCACAAUUGCAAAUUUGAUUCUUCAUCAUUGAUUGCGUUUAUUUAUGCUCAAGCCUUGGGUCACAAAAUUUAAUGUAAACCAACUUAAUGCUUUGUAAGAAGACCUGAAAGUGAUUUAAAAAAAAAAAACUAUAUGUAAAAAUGUCAAAGCAUACGAUUUAACUUAUCCCAAGGAGGUAUCAUCAUGUCUAAAGAGUACAUAUCUGUAUCUGCUUGAAAAGGAAGUGUUAUUUGCAUUUACCAAAUCAUGGUAUUUAGCACUUAUUUAAUUCUUAAUUAUUUUUAAGCUUUUUCAGCAUCCCUUGCAAUAAAAUUAAAUUAUUUGUACCAAA